Molecule: messenger RNA, 2490 nt
Organism: Cetraspora pellucida
Lineage: Eukaryota; Fungi; Glomeromycota; Glomeromycetes; Diversisporales; Gigasporaceae
Source: the annotation of a GenBank genome assembly
AUGUCGAAAAUAUUUUAUCCUCAAAUAGAUCUUUAUUUUAUAAUCGCAUUAUUACUCUAUGUUGUCCAGGUUGUGACAAAUCCAACCCAACAACAGCCGGGCAUUAAAAAGCGACAAUAUUAUUACCCAUAUAAUAACCCAUAUUAUAACCCAUAUUAUAACCCAUAUUACACUAAUAACGCAUAUACUUAUCAAGUUCCAACAUUUAGUGUAAGUAAAUGUGGUGGAUCAUUGGAUAUCUCAAGCUAUCAAAUCUUCGUUACAUCAUCCAAGAUAACUUUCCUUCUUGAAAUAAAAACUUCUAUGGAUUUAAAUGGGACUAUAAUUCAUCCUUACGUUAACGAUCUCGAAGCAGACAUAUUUUACCCUGAGGGGAUAUGUUCUUCCUCUUCACCGAAUCCACAAGGAUGUUCGAUUUUCAGAACUCAACCUACUGUUAUAAUCAAUACCACUUAUACGAUAACUGAAGAUCUUGUUUUGUUUGCAGAUGAUUUGGGUGAAUUUGCUUGUAAUUCAUAUUUUGUAAUAAUGCAGCCAAGUGACCGUAAAAUCAUAGGAUGUGUUAGUGCCACUCUUGGUACACUUGAAUCACUUGGCUUUUCUUCUGAUGCCGCAUUAAUAACAGACGAUCCAUCAGGAAACCUUCCGUCUUUAUAUAAUGCUCCAUUAGCUAUUGCUAUGUCUUUUGUAAUUCUCAGUUAUGUGAUAUCAAAAACUGGAAUUGUGCAAGCUUUACUCAGCUUUUAUGUCCCGCCUGAUAAUGAUAAGCCUUUACCAAGACCUCCUCCUGAACUCCAUGCAACCAAUCCUUCUGGUAAUAAUGGUAUGUUUCCGCCUGACCACCAUAAUACCAAUCUUGUAAAUCAUCCUAAAACUGUCAUCAAUGGUCAUGAAAUCUCUGAAAAUCAAACUUUUCACAAAAGUGGAAUCACUCACCACAUUGAUGGAACUACACAAAAUAAUGAUUUGUCUACAAAUCAACAUUUUCACCACCAUAGUGAAAUUACCCAAAAUAAUGAUUUAUCCAUCCAAAAUAAUGAUAUAUCCACAAAUCAAACUGUUCACCACCAUGUUGAAGUUCAACCUGAUCAAAACAACAAUAUAUAUCCAAGUGAUCCUGGUCAACCUAAUCAACCUGGUCACAACCACAGUAUACAUCCAAGUGAACCUGGUCAACCGAAUCAACCUGGUCACAACCACAGUAUAUAUCCAAGUGAACUUGGUCAACCUGGUCACGACCACGGUAUAUAUCCAAGUGAUCCUGGUCAAACUAGCCAACCUGGUCACAACCAUGGUAUAUAUCCAAGUGAACCUGAUCAACCUGGUCAACCUGGUCACAACCACGGUAUAUAUCCAAGUGAACCUGAUCAACCUGGUCACAACCACAGCUUAUACCCAAGUGAUCCUGGCCAACCUGCAAAACCAUCUUCUCCUAAAAUUCCUAAUGUAACUCUAGCUCCUUCUGUAUAUGAUAUCUUCCGCGCUGCUCAGUUUUUCGUAACUACUGCAUUAAUUUCUAUAAGUAAUCUAUCUGCCUACUACCGGGAUUUGGCCUCAAAACUUGGUUGGCUAUGUGGUUUACCAAAUAGUUUUAACUUGUCUUACCUAGCCAGAGUUGCUGAUAAUGGCAUACGAGUCUCAAUAUGUCAUAUGUCUAAUUUCUGUCAAACAAUUACUGGUGUUAAUUAUUUAAGUACGAAUAUAUGUAAUAUGGAUUCUUCUAGUGGUUUCUAUGAUUUCUCAACAAGAUUAUCGGUUCCUCCAUAUGAUUUAUUUUUCUUGACGUUCAUAGCAUUUCUUUCUGCAUUGGCUCUUGCAAUUGGUAUCGCUUUAAUUAUUUGGCUAUUUGCUAAGUUUGGUUCAUGCUUACACAAAAAAUGGAGCAGCUUAAUAACUGUUGCUGAUAAUUGUCUUUUAUUGGUACUUGCAGUAUUUUCCCUUGGAAUAAUAAUCCUUUGUGGCGCUAAAAUCUUUAAUGAUCUAUAUAAAAAACCCGAAUCAUUUAAAAAUGUUGAUCAUAAAUAUGUUUAUGGUGCAUUAUAUUCCCAAUAUGUAGAAGAUAGUGUCAUUAACAAAUCUCGUAUCUGGUUUUUUACAAUCAUGAUUUCUUAUGAUUUCUCUCGAGGUGUUAUCGUUGGAAUAGCUCAAAAUUAUAAUUUUAUUCAAAUAAUUGGUUUAAUUAGUACUGAAUUAAUUUUAUUAAUUUUAUUAUUUCGGUUUAAACCUUAUAAAACUGAAUUAUUUGUUAAAAUUGAUUUAAUGAAUACUUUACAUAUUAGUAUAUCAAUUUUAAAAUUAGUGGUUUCAAUUUUAUUAGUUACUUUUAUUUUUGUUUCUAAUACUUCUCUUGAAGGUUUUCUUUAUUUCUUACAUUUUAUUGUUGUAUUUCUUUUAUUGUUGGUAAUUUCUUUACAAUUAUUUUCUACUAUAAGAAGUUUCUUCCGUAAAAACCCUGAUCAAGAAAAUGAAAAGAUUGAAAAGUCUGAAUGA